CCGCUCCUCUCGGCCUCUCAAAGUGUUGGGAUUACAGGCGUGAGCCACCGCGCCCGGCCUGCCAGUGUUUUUCAGAGCGGCAUCCCCGUACCACCAGAAUCAGAAUCACCAGUCAAAGGUAAAAAUGUCAAUUCAGACCAAGUACAUCCCCUGAAGAAUUUUCAGCCUAGGGCUUUAAGAUGGCUUUCUUAAGAGGCGCGCGUAACCCAGUCUUCCUGCUCUGGCGCUGCGACCGCGGGGGCGCGAGUGGGCUCCGCCGCGUCCCGGCCCCGCCCCAUCCUGCCCUACAACUCCCGGCCUCGCUCCACCCCUCCCGGCCUCCUGCCGCAAUCUUGGCGGGAAGGCGCCGGACUCUUAAGAAGCCGAAAGAUGUCGGGGUCGGGCGCGGCGGCUGAGAAGGCGGACCCCAGACAGCGACCCCAGAUGAAGGUAAAUGAAUAUAAAGAAAAUCAAAACAUCGCUUAUGUGUCUCUGAAACCAGUACAGACUACAGUUUCAAUAAAAACAGCUACAGUCUAUCUUACCCCCUUUUCCCUCAGUAAUUAUCAGCUAGACCAGCUUAUGUGCCCCAAAUCCCUAUUAGAAAAGAAUUCUAACAAUGAAGUGGCCUGUAAGAAGACUAAAAUAAAGAAAACUUGCAGGAGGAUUAUACCUCCAAAGAUGAAAACCACAUCUUCCAAGGCAGAAUCCACACUGCAAAAUCCAUCCUCAGCUGUUCAUACUGAAAGUAACAAGCUACAACACGAGAGAACGACAGAUGCGAUGAAUCUCGGUGUUGAUAUGGAAAGUAGUCAGGAUGGAGACAGUGAUGAAGAUACCACACCAGGCCUGGAUGAUUUUUCAGGAUUGUCACCCUACGAAAGGAAGAGACUGAAGAACAUAUCAGAAAAUGCAAACUUUUUUGCUUCUCUUCAGUUGUCUGAGUCUGCUGCAAGACUCCGUGAAAUGAUAAAGAAGAGACAGCCUCCUAUAUCCAAGAGAAAGAAGCCUAAGAAGAGAGAAAAUGGGAUUGGAUGUAGAAGAUCAAUGCGAUUACUAAAAGCUGAUCCUUCAGGAGUUUUAUUACCAGCAACUCCAGCACCACCGGCAUUAGUAGCAGAUGAAACUCCUUUGUUACCUCCUGGGCCUUUAGAAAUGACUUCUGAAAAUCAAGAUGACAACAGUGAAGGAUUUAAAGGAUUUCUGCGGACAUGGGCAGGAAUGAGCAAGCCAAGUAGUAAGAACACUGAGAAGGAGUUAUCUAGCAUUAAAAGCUACAAAGCCAAUUUAAAUGGCAUGGUCAUUAGUGAAGAUACUGUUUACAAAGUUACCACAGGCCCAAUAUUCUCUAUGGCUCUCCACCCAUCAGAAACUAGAACUUUGGUAGCAGUUGGGGCCAAAUUUGGGCAAGUUGGACUUUGCGAUUUGACCCAGCAACCUAAAGAAGAUGGAGUUUAUGUUUUUCAUCCCCAUAGUCAGCCAGUUAGCUGUCUUUACUUUUCACCUGCCAAUCCGGCCCACAUACUGUCACUAAGCUAUGAUGGCACGUUACGCUGUGGGGAUUUUUCCAGGGCUGUUUUUGAAGAGGUGUAUAGAAAUGAAAGAAGUAGCUUUUCCUCCUUCGACUUCUUGGCAGAAGAUGCCUCCACUUUAAUAGUAGGACACUGGGAUGGAAAGAUGUCACUGGUGGAUAGACGGACACCUGGAACUUCUUAUGAGAAACUUAUCGGUUCUUCUAUGGGAAAAAUAAGAACUGUUCAUGUCCACCCAGUGCAUAGACAGUAUUUUAUCACUGCCGGAUUGAGGGAUAUUCAUAUUUAUGAUGCAAGGCACCUGAAUUGCAGGGGAAGUCAGCCUUUGAUUUCUUUGACUGAACAUACAAAGAGCAUCGCUUCUGCCUAUUUUUCACCUCUUACUGGUAACAGAGUGGUGACCACAUGUGCUGAUUGUAAUCUGAGAAUUUUUGACAGCAGCUGUAUAUCUUCUAACAUUCCUCUCCUCACCACCAUCAGGCACAAUACUUUCACUGGGCGAUGGCUGACCAGGUUCCAAGCCAUGUGGGAUCCUAAACAAGAAGACUGCAUCAUAGUUGGCAGCAUGGCCCGUCCACGACGGAUAGAAAUCUUCCAUGAGACAGGAAAGAGGGUGCAUUCUUUUGGUGGAGAAUGCCUUGUCUCUGUGUGUUCCAUCAAUGCCAUGCACCCAACUCGGUAUAUUUUGGCUGGAGGUAAUUCCAGUGGGAAGAUACAUGCUUUUAUGAAUUAAAAAAGCUGCCGAGUUUUUGGUUUAAGAACAUCAGUUUGUUCAAAUUGACCACUGUCUAAGGAACCUAGUAAUUGGCAUAGCUUAGUGUGUUUACUUGGUAAUGUGUUAGAUUUAGGAAAUAUAAAAUUGUUUUAUUAAUAAAACUAUAAGAAGUGUUUACUUUUAGUAAGGGAGAAGUCUUGGAGGUUACUUCUGUAGGAUGGGGAGGGAAUGUGAGGGGAGGCUGAAGUGCCUUCAGCACUUUUUUUUUUUUUUUUUGUUUGAGAUGGAGUUUUGCUCUUGUUGCCCAGUCUGGAGUGCAAUGGCACAGUCUUGGCUCACUGCAACCUUCGUCUCCUGGGUUCAAGUGAUUCUCUUGCCUCAGCCUACCGAGUAGCUGGGAUUAUAGGCACCCGCCACCAUACCUGGCUAAUUUUUGUAUUUUUAGUGGAGACAGGGUUUCACCAUGUUGGCCAGGCUGGUCUAGAACUCCUGACCUCAGGUGAGCCACCCAUCUUGGCCUCCCAAACUACUGGGAUUACACACCUAGAGCCAUCAGCACUUUUAAUCAAGACAGUAUGUUGAGAAAUAAUAACAUUAUAAAUUAUAAAGCUCUGACUAUUAUUAAAAGUUUUUAUGAGUUAAUGAUAUGGUUUUGAUUCUGUAGUGAUACAUGGAUUGGUGAUCUUUUUUAUAGUUUGGAAUGAAUACUUAUUUCUAGACUCACACUGGAAGGGGGCCUGGAAAGGUAAUCUAACUCAGUGAUUUUGAAACUUGAUUUUUUUUUAACUGAGAACUUUUUUUUGCCACCCUCCCUGUAGGUUAAAUCUUAUGUGAAAUGCUUUGGUUUACCCAGGGCGGGGUCUGGGUCUCUCUGUGCUUUCCUUUCCCCUUCCUCUAGAUGGCUCCUGAGACACAGCCAGGACUCCCAGGCACAGGGUGUGGAUCUGCCCUGGUCCCUGCAUUCCAGUGUAGAAUUGCCUCAGACCUGUGUUUUUCAGACUGUGGGUUUUUGCUCUUCACAUGAAAUCAGUUAAAUGACAAUGACUGGUGUUGAAAAAAAUGAAAAGGAAAUAAUUUGUAAAGAACAGAAAACAUAUUUGAGUAAGUAUUGUUUUGUAAAACUUAUAUAUGCAUAUAUAUUUGUAGGUAUAUAUGUUUAUGUAUAUUCUGAUGUAAAAAAAAUAUAUUUUUAAUUACUGUAGUACCAUGGGUAAUGGUUCAAGAAGCGAAAGCUACUGCUUAGAAUGUCCCAGUCUUACUUGUCCCCAUCUUUAAACUCUCCAAAGGAUAUUCAAUAGUGUUAAGUGAAUACCUUCAUUCUUAUUCAUAUUUGGGUAUAGUUUUGGUAUUUCUUUCAUCAAAAUAUUUUCUUUUCAGAAGUGAUGGUAAUUUCAAUGUGUUGUUGGGAGGGGAGCUGCCAGAUCAGUUACUUAUAUUACUGUGUGACAUCUAUCCAACUUUUUUGGUACUUUUUAAUUUCUAGAUACUACUGAAAGACUUGUAAAUGGCUUUGGCAAUAUGUUUGACUUCUAAGAGGAAAUAUUUUCUCAUAGUUGUAUAUCAGAGAAAUACAGUGAUAUAUAAUCUCUUUGAAAAACAAUUUCUAAAUAAUUUUCUUCUCUGUAGUUAAAAUCUAUGUGUAAAAAGGUUUAGUUUCUUAAUAGGUUUAGGUGUUUAUAAGUAACAGUUCUCAACUUUCUAGUUGAUGUAAGUAGGGGAAUUGACAAGUGAGAUGGAAAUGUUAAUUUAUAAAGGGAAAGUAAAGCUAGGUGAGGUUGAAUUAUAAUUAUACUGUUCAGGAAACACUGUAAAGGCUUUAGGCUACCUUUCUCAUUUCUAUGCCAGUUAAUUUCCUGGGUUCUAGAAUGGUUAUUCUAUGGGAAUUGUGUUUUUUAAUUUUUUCUUUUUAAGAUGAUGAAAACUACUCUCAAAUUAGUACCAUUAUUUAAGCUUUGAAUACCUGGCGGUAAUUGCCUGGACUCUUCAAUAAACAUUAGCAAAUUCUUGAUGUUUCUCACUUUUGUGGUUUCUUUUGAGAUUGUAGUUUCAUAAACAGUGCUAUUUACAUUGUUUCACUUUAUAGAGUUAUCUUGAGGCAAUGCAGGAAGGAAGGGGAAUGAGUAGGGACUUGUUUUUUUUUUUUUUUUUUUUUUUUUGGUUAUCAGCUUUUAAUGGAGUAAUUGUUUAAAUCUAGACAGCACAUAAAAUUGUUUCCCUUGGGACAUCCUUACAGUGUAAUCUGUAGUGCAAGGCACUUUUCCCAGAGACUUGCUUACAGCUGUGGCUUCUGUAAUUGCGUGUGUAUUAUGAUUGCUCCCUUCAGGAUAAAGGUUUUCUGUAAGUUUGGCUUUUAUGUUAUCUCUUAAGCCCUGAAUUCCACUUGAUGGAAUGUAA
Molecule: messenger RNA, 4620 nt
Organism: Sapajus apella (tufted capuchin)
Lineage: Eukaryota; Metazoa; Chordata; Mammalia; Primates; Cebidae
Gene: WDR76
Product: WD repeat domain 76
Exons: 13
Coding region: 370-2244 (624 amino acids)
Biological process (GO): regulation of DNA damage checkpoint
Cellular component (GO): nucleus
Molecular function (GO): DNA binding; protein binding
Source: RefSeq, a predicted model, not a curated record